AUGGAUCCACGCAUGGAUACAGGCAUAGCUGUAGAGCAAACAUUUACUCAAUUUGACAUUCAAAAACGUCUUACAGCUGAACAAGUGUUAGGGAUUAUGGAUCGAUUAGUUACUUGUGAAAUGGCCUGGAUCUCUGGUCAUUCAUUAGCACAAACAGUUUAUACGUGUAUUUAUUUUCAUCAUACUGAAACUCUUAAUAAGCUUCAUAUGCCCAAGUUGACAUCAAAGGUAGAAGAUAUUAUCUAUGGAGUCUUGAGAACAUAUAUUCUUGCCACUGUUAAAUGCUGUCAGUAUAUUUGGACCGAGAUGACACAGGGCAAUGUAUAUGAGGAAGAAGAUUUUACAAGCAAUUUGUUUGGAUUGAACUUUAAUGAUCAAAAUCCAGAUGUUAUUAUUUUUAAUGAUUUAGAUACUUCACUCAUGUUAUUAAAACAUGUAUUAACUACGGAAUUAUCAGAUGAAUAUAAAAAUACUAUAAGAGCCAUUCUAAAUCGUGUAGAAAUUUGUAAAUCAUUCUUGUUAUCACUUACAUAUUUAUCAAUGCCAGAAGGAAGUCAUUUGAUGCAAGCUAAAAAUGAAUUAAGCAAGAUGAUUAAAUUGUUAGAUCAAGUUGAUUUAUCACUUGGACAAGAAUACCCUGAAGCAUUCGAUCCCAACAUUAAUCGUAAAUUAACCUCACAAACACCUCCUCGACCCAUUGAAUUAGCAUCCGAUGCAGAGUCUUUGAAGGAAUAUGGAUUAUUAAUAAAAAGAUUAUUAUCUAUUUGUUCUGUCAUUGAAUUCCCUUCAGUUACUUCAUUAAUGGUAAAAAAGAAAAAAAAAAUUCAGGUCUUUUUAUUUAAUAACACAUUUAUUAGAAUUAUUUUUUAA
Cokeromyces recurvatus is the source of this 870-nucleotide messenger RNA. Its product is annotated as Mak10 subunit, NatC N-terminal acetyltransferase-domain-containing protein. NCBI's taxonomy places the organism in Eukaryota, Fungi, Mucoromycota, Mucoromycetes, Mucorales, Mucoraceae. Gene Ontology annotation, cellular component: NatC complex. The transcript has 3 exons. The coding region runs from base 1 to 870 and encodes 289 amino acids. Gene Ontology annotation, biological process: N-terminal peptidyl-methionine acetylation. The record is from RefSeq and is a predicted model, not a curated record.